AGCGUUAGCAACCUAGAGAGAGAUUUGAGAUCAUUUUAUUCCUCAUUUUCAGCUCACAGGGGCAAAGAUUUUCAUAAAUAAUGUAACCACGGUAACUCGCUUCAGAAAUCGGCUUCAUCAUUUUUCCACCAGCGACAGACCAUCACAGACCCAGAGGAGUUCAGAGACUGCCGAUUGGGUUUCCAGAUGAACAAAGUAAAUACCUUCAUUAAUUUAAGAGAACAAUGGUGAGACCGGCAGAGGGUAGCUAAACACUGUAGACAGCUGCCAAAUGAAGUUGGCAGCGUUUAGUCGACAAGUUUGUGAUUCCUCGAGGCUGAAUGAGUGACAGAGAAACUCACAAUGGCUCAAGUUCUUCACAUGGACCCUAACUUUCCAGGGAAAUGCAACCCGACCUCCCCCAGUGUCCUGCAAGGCAAGGACAAGGAGCUUCCCUACUCAGUGGAGACCCCGUACGGCUACCGGCUAGACCUGGAUUUCCUCAAGUACGUCAAUGACAUCGAGAAAGGCAACACCAUCAAGAAGGUGCCCAUCCACCGCCGGCCACGCUACAGCUCCCUCCCGCGGGGCGCUGGAUACACCGGCUCCUGGUGGACCUCCACAGAGUCCCUGUGCUCCAACGUCAGCAUGGACAGCCGCCACUCCUCCUUCUCGUAUUGCGCGCCAGGGUAUCACGGCUCCUACAGGGCUGAUACCCGACCCCCGUUCCUGGCUGGAGGCUUCAACGCCCGGGUGGAGAAGACCCUGCUGGAUGCCCGCAAGAAGCUCGAGCAGAACCAGACAGACUCCGCAGGGAGGCAGCAGCCGUUCUCCAACUUGGGGAGCAUGCAGAGCAGCGUGUCAGGGUCCGCCAGCUCCCUGGUGGGCUCCUCUCUGAACCAGUCCUACUCCAAGUCCCAGAACGGAACCCAGGGGGGCCAGUUCACUCCCAUGAGCUCUGGGCUCUCCACUCCGGUCUCCCCCACUCCGGCUCACCUUCAGCACGUCAGGGAGCAGAUGGCGGUGGCCCUGAGGAAGAUCCGGGAGCUGGAGGAGCAGGUGAAGGUGAUCCCCGUGCAGCAGGUGAAGAUCUCCGUCCUCCAGGAGGAGAAAAGGCAGCUGAGCGUCCAGCUCAAGAGCCAGAAGUUCUUGGGGCACAGCAUGAGUUUUGGGAAGCCCAGACCCAGGGGGGAGCUUUACAUUGACAUCCCGGAAGAGGACAGCCCUGGAGGAGGGGGCAAGGUCUUGUCACCAACAUUUGCCGACACUUCACGCCAGGAUUCCGGGUGCGAGAUCGAGGAUACGGUUAUCGUGGGCGGCGCCAGGCAGCUGGGGCAGAUGGGCGGCAGGAAGGAAGUGAGGUCGGUGGGCGUGGGAACGGAAGCAGUAGAAGAGGGAAGAGGAUGUGCGAAGGAUGGUGGAAGUUCGAAGGCGGUUGACGUGAGGCAUGUAGGCAUAGCGGUGAAGGAGCAGGACCUGGGGCUUUCCUCAGAGGCUACCCAAGCUCAGGUGGAGCAGCAGCGGCAGAACACUGAAGGCCUGAAGACCAAGAUGAUGGUUCUGGAGACCCAGCUGAGGAAGGCCCUGCAAGAGCUCAAGACUGCCCAUCAAAGGCUGGAGCAGCAGGGCAAGGAGAUGGCAGAGAGGGGCAAGGAUGCCAAGCUGUCCAUGGCCGACGCGGUUAUCAUGACCAGCGUUGGGUGGCAGGAUCUUCAGGAGACCAGCAACAAGAUAGGGCGCCCGGGGGAAGCUCCAGGACUCCAGACAGUGGUCUCCUUCAACCAGCAGCCCCAGAAGAAGGAACAGAGGACGGUGGGGAUCCAGGUUUAUACCCUGGAGCAGCCAACGGUGGUGGGACUGAGGAAGUGCCAAGAGGUGGCCCUCGCGGCGGAUCAAGCAGCGUUUGCGCACAGGCCGAUGAGAGCUGAAGCCCCAGCUGCCUGCAGUGUCCCGGACGUUGUUACGAGCGCGCCUCCCGGAGUUCUGGAAAGCGGGGCGCACAGCAGAGCCCAGGAGGAAGCCAGGUCGUCCGCGGGAGUGCCAUACAUUGUUUACAGGAGCAACGAGACCGUAGAGACCACCUUUCCCGUUCAUGGACAGGCAGUCGCACUGACUGGGAGCCACCAGGUGAAGAUCAGCCUGAGGAGCGGAGAGGGAGAGGGGGAGGCGAGGAGCACGGAGGGGACUGCAGGAGUACCAGACACGUCCCCUGAGCUGCCAAUCGCCAUCUGCUCCAGAGAGGUGCGCGAGGUCCUUCCGAAGUGUGAGGUGUCCUCCUCGGUGCCCGUCUCAAGCCCGGCAGUCGUCAUGGAGACAGUCAGCGCCGUCCAGCUUGUAUCCAAUCAGCAAGCGCCUCUGUGUCAAAGGUUAAAGGAAGUCGAAGCGGAGAACGAAGCGCUCAUGAAUGCAGCGGCAGGGAGCGAGGAGGUGCAGGAGCCAGAUUCUCCCCCGGCGAGUCUGAAAUCGAUCAUGAAGAGGACAGACCAGCUCGGCCCCUCCGAUUCCCCCACCACCAAGAAGAACCUGCAGUUUGUAGGAGUCAAUGGAGGCUACGAGUCCACCUCCUCAGAGGAGUCCAGCUCAGAGUCCAGCUCGGAGGAGAACGUGAGCUCAGAGAGCGAGUACCAUGAGGCCAACGAGCGACUCACUGAGGCUGGGACACAGGCGCAGGGGAGUAAGGACCAAACCAUCCCCACACAGGACCACCCUGCCCCUGCGCCUGCCCCAGCCCCUGCGCCUGCCCCUGCCCCUGCCCAGGCAGUGUGCAAGGAAGAGUCUCCUCAGACCCUGCGAGAGAGUCAGACCACCCCCACGCCAGACAACCCCUCCCCACAGGAGAAGGAGGAGGAGAAGGGGAGGGAGGGGACAGAGGGCAGCAGCGUUGAGCUGAGUGAGAGCCUGGUCACAGCCUGUACGGUCCUGCAGAAAGCUCUGGGGGAGCCUAAUGCAUUCAGCCACCAAGAACCGAGGGCGGCCUACACCGCAGUGCUGCAGGAGUGGCUGCGUGUUUCCUGUCACAAGGCAGCCAAUCCGGAAGUGGUUCGCCAGCACAUGGCGGUGUUCAGGGCCCUGUCACCGCAGCUGCUGGCGUUUAUCGUCAACAUGGCCGAUGGCAACGGCAACACAGCCCUCCACUACACCGUGUCACACUCCAACUUCCCUGUGGUCAAGCUGCUGCUGGACACAGGUCUCUGUAACCCAGACAAGCAGAACAAGGCAGGCUACACUGCUAUCAUGCUGACUGCCCUGGCUGCCUUCCGCUCCGAGUGUGAUCUGGAGACGGUCAUGCAGCUCCUCAGGAUGGGAGACGUCAACGCCAAGGCCAGCCAGGCGGGACAGACAGCCCUGAUGCUGGCGGUGAGUCACGGUCGGAUCGAUAUGGUGCGCGCCCUGCUGGCGAGCGGAGCACACGUGAACCUGCAGGACCACGACGGCUCCACGGCGCUCAUGUGCGCUUGUGAGCACGGACACGUGGACAUCGUGAAGCAGCUGCUGGCAGUGCCGGGCUGUGACGCCACGCUCACGGAUAACGAUGGCAGCUCAGCCCUGUCCAUCGCUCUGGAAGCCAGUCAGAAUGACAUCGCCGUCCUCCUCUAUGCCCAUCUCAACUUUGCCAAGCCCCCCUCCCCGGUGGCCCAGAAGUCACUACUUGGGACAAGUCCACCCGCUGAGGCAAAGUAACUUGGGAGGGUUUGGGAUUACCCUGCCCUAGGGGGGAACUGCUUUGAUUUCUUACAUACUAUAAUAAUAUAAUGAUCUCCUGUCUUCCAAAAUGAACUGCUCUGAAAUGGAGACCUUCUCAACUGCGUGGCUUCCAAGACUUCCGCUAAGCAGCCAUGGCUCUGGAUCAAUUCUGAAUAAAGAUGUCCUUUAUCGGUCCGUCCAGCUCGAUUUUAACAACUCCUUACAGAUUCCUGUAACCUCUGCAAUAUUCUGUACCAGGGGUGGUCAAAGUCAUCCCUUCCACUCCUGGUCUUUGUUCCAACGCUGUUCUAAAUUGUUUAAUUGAACCAAUUAAACCACUCCAUCCAGAAGUAGUUCAUUAUGUCAUUUUAGGUGUUAAACCUGGAGUGGAAAGGCUGUCCAGGACGGCGAUUGGACACCCCUGUAUCCCUAUCCCUCUCAAUCAGGACGUAUCUGUUUCUGACACUACACAGCACUAAACACUGCACCGUACAAACUGCUGAAACUGAAGGACGCAGUCGUUUGUCUAAAAGUUAGUGGCGGGGAGGAAGUUAGGAAGAUGGACUGCUUUGCAGAUUGGUGGCACUGUGGUUUCUAUAGAAAAGUUGCUUGUCAUUUUAGAAAAAUGUAUUAGAUUUUGUAUUAAAUGUGCUCCCAUUUCUAUCCGUUUUUACAUGUUAAAGUAUAAUAUUUAAGAAAUAAAACACACACACACACAACGACCCAGUUUAAUUCCAGCAAGGAGAUGGUUUGAUAUUUCUUUUUAAAUUUCGACAUUUCACUGCAGCUGAACCGUGUCUAUCGUUACACACGCCACACAGCUAUGUAAACGUCAGUCUGGAAGUCGCAGCCCCCUUUUUCCAGGAACCCCGGAACUGCACCUUCAUGAAACCUCUUUAAAGUGAAUUUAGGGUUUGGGCAACAUUUAGGACAGGGAACACUGCUGUUGGUUUUAAAGGAUUUUGAUCGGAGACCCCUUCUUUAUUUAAUGAGGUUAUUUUGUUUUACAAGGUCCUACCUUCUUUAUGCUUCUUUUGCUCCUUGAUACUCGCUUUCAACAUCAGUUUUUUUACAUGCAGACUGGCGCGCUAUUGUACAAUGUUUUACAGUAUGUGAAAAUAUAUACCAAAUAACGCAAUCAAUAAAUACAUAAUUACAAUAUUAUACUUUUAUUUAAAAUCAAAACUACAUAAAAAUACAAGCCAAAUAAAAUGGAGAAGCAAUAUAAGCUGUUUUAUAAGCUUUUUUUUUUUUUUUUAAGGUUUAAAACACUACUUUUUAAUUUUAUUCAAAAACUUUCCUACACUUAGUUUAAGAUUAGUACUGAUGUAUAAUCUGAAUACUUUAUAUUUGUAUUAUUUAACUGAUAUAUAUAAAACCCUAGACUGUUUAUUGUAUGGUAUUUUUGUAUUUUAUUGAACGUUCACUAUUUCUUUGUAAUUUUUCCUGUUUUUACUUGUGUCUUUUCAGAAUUGUGCAGAAAAAAAGUUUUUCUCCUGUGUAUAAAAUGAACUGUACAUUUCACACUUCAGAGUUCCUUUUUCUUAUGUCAGAUCGUUGUUUUCCCCAAAUAAGGCGACUUUUCUUAUAUUUAAUUACAUUUUUUAACUGUGUGUCUUCUCAUUAAUAGACGUUUCACAGACUCUGAUUAGCACUCAUUUAGAACAAAAGAUUGUAAGAACAUUUACGAGCGAGAGGAGGCCAUUCGGCCUGUCUGUGCUCGUCCGGUUCCUAGCAGCUGAUUGAUCUCAGAACUUUGUCAAGUCGGGUCUUAAAGGAUCCCAGUGAGGAGUAGAGGCAGGCCAGAUCCGCUGAAAUUUUCAGUAGAUAUCUGUGAAGUGUUCUGCGGACCAUCCUUCGUGUUUAGUAUUUGUAUUAAUAAUACAUUAUAAAAUUGUCAAUCAAGUAAACAGAAUCAUAUCAAACACUUUAUGGGUUAAGCGCUUCCAAUUUAAUAUAGCAAGCACCUUUGUCAGUAGAAUCUUUAGAAACUGUCGAAACAAAACCAUCACGUCUCAUUAGACUUUAUAUUGGCCACAUUUCCAAAGCCUCAACGCCAGUCUUAAAAUGAACUCCUGCUUUUUGAUGGACAUUUUGAAUCAAUAAAAGCAAUAACACUGGUUCAUGUUGAUGUUGAUGUUGAUAAACCUUAUCUGCUUAUUCAGACUCUAGUCCUGUGCUGCACACUGAGGCCGGGAACCAGCCAAGAUUGACCUUAAAUCAAAUCUCACAUAUCAGUUUGAUUUUGCGGGUUGUACAAUGACUGUCGCGGGUCUGCAGGUUUUAAUGUCAAUUUGCAGGUCUGACCAGCGAAAUACAGUCACUUGGGUGGUCUGGAAGCCUAUUAGGAAAAUAUAAAACAGAGCAAAUGUGGAUCACCGGAAAUAACAGUACUAUUUCUAUAUUUAAAAACCUGUUUGUAGAUUAAAUUGGGCCUCCAUGUUUGGGACAAUACGUUUACAACACGCCUGGUUGGGACUGUCUCUUAUGACAUUACUGUAAAUUGUUUUUUGAAUGUUCCUGCUCUGUUACAAAUCACACACACACACACACACACAAUCACACACACACAAUCACACAGACAUACAACUUUAUAUAAGUUGAGAAACACCACAACAUCAAAAGAGUACAUUUGAAAAAAAAAAAAAAGAAGAUUUAUUAUAUUAAAACAAGGCAUCACAUUUUCAGAUACAAAGCAGCAUAUUUGUAUUAUUCUUAUAAUUACCAGUAUUUCUUUCUUCCUUUUUUACAUACAAUCAAACUGAGUCAACGCUGAAUUGUCGGUAUAAAAAAAAAAAAAAAAAAAAGUCUAGGUAAACAGAACUUGUCUUUUUGUGCUCAGGGUAGCUGGUAGCAGUAGAGAAGUGCAAUGGCUUAACUGUAGAGAGAGAGGACACAGCUACUCCGAGCUGGUUUGAAAACGAACAAAAACGCAGAUGGAAAAAUGCUGUAGCUCAACAGCUGUGCCGUUUUUCCUUGAGUGGGUUUGAGAGACAGUAAGCGGACAGGCACUGAGACACAUUCAAUGCAGAAUAAAGUGAGGCUGUUUAUCUUGUCGGGAAGCAACAAGCCUGAAAUGAAGAGGGAAAAGAAAGCGUUUACUUUUUUUCUUUGUUGAAUUGGACGACGCUUGUGAAUGCAGGGUGUAGUGGAGUGUUGAGUGGGGUUCUAUUUGCUCUAGUACUAGAGCGCUCUGCAGUGCUGAGUGGAGUUCUCUUUCCUAUACUACUGCAGCGCUCUGCAGUGUUGAGUGGAGUUCUCUUUCCUAUACUGCUGGAGCACUCUGCAGUGUUGAGUGGAGUUCUCUUUCCUAUACUAUUAGAGCGCUCUGCAGUGUUGAGUGGAGUUCUCUUUCCUAUACUGCUAGAGCGCUCUGCAGUGUUGAGUGGAGUUCUCUUUCUUAUACUACUAGAGCGCUCUGCGAUGUUGAGAGGAGUUCUCUUUCCUAUACUACUAGAGUGCUCUGCAGUGUUUAGUGGAGUUCUCUUUCCUAUACUACUAGAGCGCUCUGCAGUGUUUAGUGGAGUUCUCUUUCCUAUACUACUGGAGCACUCUGCAGUGUUGAGUGGAGUUCUCUUUCCUAUACUACUGGAGCGCUCUGCAGUGUUUAGUGGAGUUCUCUUUCCUAUACUACUAGAGCGCUCUGCAGUGUUGAGUGGAGUUCUCUUUCCUAUACUACUAGAGUGCUCUGCAGUGUUUAGUGGAGUUCUCUUUCCUAUACUACUGGAGCACUCUGCAGUGUUGAGUGGAGUUCUCUUUCCUAUACUACUAGAGCGCUCUGCAGUGUUGAGUGGAGUUCUCUUUCCUAUACUACUAGAGUGCUCUGCAGUGUUUAGUGGAGUUCCCUUUCCUAUACUACUGGAGCACUCUGCAGUGUUGAGUGGAGUUCUCUUUCCUAUACUACUAAAGCGCUCUGCAGUGUUGAGUGGAGUUCUCUUUCCUAUACUACUAGAGUGCUCUGCAGUGUUUAGUGGAGUUCUCUUUCCUAUACUACUGGAGCACUCUGCAGUGUUGAGUGGAGUUCUCUUUCCUAUACUACUAGAGCGCUCUGCAGUGUUGAGUGGAGUUCUCUUUCCUAUACUACUAGAGCGCUUUGCAGUGUUGAGUGGAGUUCUCUUUCCUAUACUACUAGAGCGCUCUGCAGUGUUGAGUGGAGUUCCCUUUCCUAUACUACUAGAGCGCUCUGCAGUGUUGAGAGUGGAGUUCUCUUUCCUAUACUACUAGAGCGCUCUGCAGUGUUGAGUGGAGUUCUCUUUCCUAUACUACUAGAGCGCUCUGCAGUGUUGAGAGUGGAGUUCUCUUUCCUAUACUACAGAGCGCUCUGCGGUGUUGAGUGGAGUUCUCUAUCAUCAGGUUAUGGGGUACACAAUGGGGUACAGUCCUCACCUCUACACAGAGCUACUGCAGCGGUCCACACAGGGUCUCCGGGGAUCUUCAUUGUCGUUGAAAGGUGGGUUUCCCUUUUUUUGCUUCGACACGUCUGAAAACACAAAGCAGUUACCUCAGGAAUAGAAAUAAGACUCCCAUUGCAUAGCAGUUUGAUGCAUCAGUAAGACACACGUGAGCAUGUUACCUAUACACUGGAGCUAAUCAAGUUGUAGUAAAACCUGGAAUGGGUGAAACUGCUAUGCAAUAGGAGUCUUGAUUCCAUUGCUGGUACCUGCCAGAUAUUUCACAGUGGCAACAGCCGAGUGUAAUGAGUCGAAGGCGAGUUGGCAAAAGACGAGGUCAGUUAUCUAGCAGGUACUAACCGCUGUGAAGGGUGUUAAUGCUAUUAUAUACCAAACAAAUGUUUUUGGUUUUUUUUGUGUGUGUGUGAAGACAUUUUGCUAGUUUUUGUUAGCUUUAGAGUGAUAACGAACUUUGUGGGUAAAAUGCAACAUUACCUUGAAGCCAUGAGCACUUUCACGAAAUACUGUACAUACUUUAAUGCUAACUUAUGGGCUAUGCAUUAACUAGUCUUACAUUUGAACUGCAAUGUUACUUUCGAUAAAUGUACAAAAAGUUGGUCUCACAAUAAAAACAAUAAAUGAU
Acipenser ruthenus (sterlet) is the source of this 8697-nucleotide messenger RNA. Its product is annotated as KN motif and ankyrin repeat domain-containing protein 2-like. Gene Ontology annotation, biological process: negative regulation of transcription by RNA polymerase II; negative regulation of intracellular estrogen receptor signaling pathway; negative regulation of actin filament polymerization. Gene Ontology annotation, molecular function: protein binding. The record is from RefSeq and is a predicted model, not a curated record. NCBI's taxonomy places the organism in Eukaryota, Metazoa, Chordata, Actinopteri, Acipenseriformes, Acipenseridae. The transcript is spliced from 12 exons. Bases 343 to 3660 code for a protein of 1105 amino acids. Gene Ontology annotation, cellular component: cytoplasm.